Chelmon rostratus (copperband butterflyfish) is the source of this 6647-nucleotide messenger RNA. RefSeq lists its product as uncharacterized. Gene Ontology annotation, molecular function: guanyl-nucleotide exchange factor activity. The record is from RefSeq and is a predicted model, not a curated record. The coding region runs from base 298 to 5964 and encodes 1888 amino acids. The transcript has 24 exons. Lineage: Eukaryota; Metazoa; Chordata; Actinopteri; Chaetodontiformes; Chaetodontidae.
CUCCAAAGAGAAGUGAAAGAGGAGCUGGAGGAUCAACAGGCAGCCUUACAGUUUGCUGCUUUCUGUGCUGCACACUCACAGACUGUCGGGAAGUCUAUGAAGAAUGGAACUGACGCUAGUUAAUUUUCGAUCAAGACAAAUCACUGUCUUGCGGAUGUACUUCAGUCGACUUCUGCUGUUGAUGCACUAAACAUGGCAAGUCUCUCCGCACAGAGCCCAGGGAGGCUGUCUGGAGAGGAUUAUCAGGACCAAAAAUGAAAAAACUUUCUGCCUGACAGAGGAGAAACUCUUGCAAAGAUGAACCCUGAAUCUCUGGACUCGUCCAUCCAGAGUGCCCUGUCAGCCCUCUUCCCGCCUUUCGAGGCCACAGCGCCAAUCGUCCUGAGCCAGCUGUUUCGCUCCAUUGAGGAACGUUACCACGGUGAUGCAUUGCAGUGCCUGCUGGACUUCCUCAUCCCCUCCAAACACCUGCUGGAGAGUGUCCAACAGGCAGCAUGUGCUGGAUACUCUGAUGUGGUUUUCCGCUGUGAAGGCUGGCCUCUGUGUCUCCAUGACAAAACCGUCAUCCAGUUAGCGCCUGUGAACCCUUUGUUGCUGCGUCCUGGAGACUUCUAUCUGCAGGUAGAACCUUUCGGAGACCAAGCGGCUCGCAUUGUCCUCAAAAGCCUUCUGGAGGAGGGCUGUCGAGAAGUGGAGGAGACCCCCGUCCCUGAGACUUCCUACCCCUGCAUCUUCACUGAAGAAUGGCUGCAGGACAUCAAUGAAGGACGCCAUGGAACUCCUCUGUCACAUUGCCUGCUUUGCACAGAUCAAGGAGUAAUCAAGUUGCCCUGGGCUAAAAUCGCCAUUCCAGAAUUUUUAGACAAGCCUAAAAUCAUGCCCACUUAUCGGGAAGCUCCUCCCGAACCAAAACAGGUGUCAGUUCCCUCCCAUUUCAACUCCUCCACCCUGCCGAUGGAAGCCAUUUUCCUUCCAGCAAAAGACAGGAUGUCAGCAUCUUUGAGACCUGUGGACUGUUCUUCCAAACUAGUCAAAAUGGAACAUGAAAGACAAAUCCCCAAAUCAUGCUCCAAACCCUUAAUCAAACCCGUGGGUUGGGUUUCUCCUAAUACAUGGGACAGUCGCGAGACAUAUCGAGAGAUCGAGGGUGAUUAUGUAGACCUGGUGGAUAUCGCUAAAGGGAAGGAGUUUGUGGAUAAACAGAAAGGCAGCCAUCCAAAUCCAAAUUCAGUUUUGUUCAAACCUGUCAGACCACCUCCACCUGUACCGUUCGGGAAUAAUGUUCCCUGUGGACGCACCCUUCAGUAUGCAGAGGAGCCUUGUACACCGUGCAGCCAGAGAAAUCUGGGGCAUGAGCCCACUGAUCAAGACUUGAAGUGUCGGUACAGAGACUCGUACGUGGCAGCACUGAGAAACCCAGUCACUUUUGAGAGGGGGAGUGUGGACCUCCUGGCUGCCCUGGAGGAGGUCAGCCUAUGUGAAGACGGAGAGUUAAGAUCCAAGGGUACAACCGAAGCUCAAAGAGACGAACUUGGAAACUUUUGUAACCACUGUAAUACACCUGUGAUAAACAGCGAGCUCUGCCAAUACAGGCACUGCUGUGAACCCAAACCAGAAAACUUGGCAUCUUACCUCAAAGGCCUUCCUGCAAGUUUUGAACCAGAAAUCCUUAUGAAGGAACCGCCCAUGGUUUUGAAAUCAACACCUGGUUUGAGCCAUAGUCAGAAGGUUCAGAUGAAACUUCUUUCCCACCAGUCAGGCCAUAAUGCUAGCGUGCAUCCAGGAUCUGAUUUGUUCUUGGAGAACUGUGACGUCAACGUUAAACCACACCAGAAGGUGGAGGUUGUGAAACCAUCAGGAAAACACAAAGUUAAGGUUAGGUCUCUGUCCACCGUGUCAGAGACAUCUAAAGGGAGCCCACUUCUCUAUAAACUCAGCAACAGGAGCCACAGCGAUAUCUGCCCUGAAACAAUCACCAGCAUCAUGCAGUGUAAGAAAGGCGAACUGCUGGAUCAGGUGACUCAGAAGCCGGAAAGACGCAAGUCCCCUAAAAAAGACUCCCAGUCAAGUAGGAGUGAAACUCCCUCCACCACAGAUGGUCCAGUGUCCAAACUCCAUCACUCAAAGAUAGAAAAAACGUCUUCUCCACAAGUUCAACUUCCGUCUGCAAGUUGUGACGCUCCGCAGCCACAGACGGAGGAAUCAACCUUCAAAAGCGUCAGUGGUCUGCUUGAACUGGGUGUUAUUUAUCUGCCAGGCAGCAGGGACAGGACAGGCAGGGCAGUGGUGGAGGUCCAUGGUGAUAGAAAGGAGUGGGCGUCCCCACUUGUGUCAGCCCAAAAUAUCUGUGAAUUACUGCUCUACUUACACUCCAUACCAAGGAAAGAAAUUCGAGAGCUGGGAAUGACUUUGGUCAUCAAUGCCAGGAAGAAGCCUCCUUCGCCUCAGCUAUACAAAGCUCUGCUGAUGGCCCAGGAGCAAGCUCUCCAUGCUGUCCACAGUAUUGUGAUGCUGGUGGAUAAAGACACGUGUCCUCGACCUGAGAAGCAGCCAGGGUUACAGAUGGACAUGGUGACUUCCCUGAAAGCCCUCAACAAGACAGUUGAAGCUUCCCAGCUGACCUCUGACCUGGGAGGGACCUUUGCUUACAGUCACAGCGACUGGCUGCAGUUCCAUCAGAGACUGGUUUCUUUCAUGACGGACCUGCGAGGGGCAGACAGCUUGUUGCAGAAGGCCAUCCAGAAAGUGGAUGACAGCAAAAAGAUAGACACAGCGCAGGAAGUGCAGCAAUGCAUUCAGGAACAGAGGGCUUCAAUGAAAGAGGUGCUGGAAGACGCUCGGCUAGUCACUCUGCAAAGAGAGGGAGGGGCCGUGCUGGCCAGAAUGAGGAGGGAGGACCUCAGAUUUCCACAGUCUGAGGACUACAGAGGUGCUGUGGAGUCAGUCACAAGUCUGUACAACCAAGUGGAGGAGAAGCUCCACACGCUGGUGAUGAGAUCAAACGAGUCACUGCAGCACCUGGAGUUCCUGUUCAGGCUCAGAGGGAUGGAGGCCAGCAUCAGCGCGGCAGGGAUGUGGUUCAGUGCAGAAGGCGAUCAGAGACUGAAGGACUCUUACACAACAGAUGAUACCCUGGUGUGCACUGAAAAGGCCCUGCAGCACUUUGAUCUGCUUCUCACUCAGUCUAAGGAGAAACAACAGCACGCCUUGACCCUAGUGACCGAGGCAGAGGGAAUUGUUGGCACGAGUGAUUCCAGUCCUGCAGCAGAUAUUUUUCGGACACUGGUCAGCACUUUCAAAUCCAAUAUCGAUGAUUUUAUGUUGCGGGCAGAACAGAGGUACAAAGAACUGGACACACUGGUGCAUGUGCACCGCUUCUGUGAGCAGGCGUCUGCCCUGGCCAAAGAUUGCAGUCAUAUUUUGGAGAAGGUAGAGCAGGGGUGUUACUCAGCUUCAACCCUCAGCACACUCCAGAUGUAUGAAGAGAGAUUAGGUGGCGAAUUCUCCACCCUGCACUUCCAGGCUGUGAAAGCUAAGGCCUGUGCCGUGGGAUCAGGGGCCUCAGGGGUGAUGGGAGUGUGGAAUGCAGCCUGGGUCCAGUGCCAAGAAGUCAGGCAGCAUCUUGAGGAGAUGCAGAAGAAGAAGAAAGGCGUAGAUAAGAACCAGAUCCAGCAGGUCACAGCUGCAAACCCUCAAGGGGAAGAUGGAGGAAUGGAGAAGAAGGAGAAAAGGAGUGAAGUGGGGGAAGGUGAAUGCUUCCUGACCCAGCAGCUGACCUCUCAGAAAGAGGUAGUCAAAAUCUCAGAAAGUGAAGGAGAAAGCACCACUGCCGCAUGCUUCAACCACCGUUUAAAAGCUGACAUGAAAAGGAGCAAGAAAGAAGAACUCCAAGCCCAGAAAUCACCUGAAGCGCCGGUUAAAAAUGAGAAAACGAGCCCCGUUUUUCCACAAAACGACGACUGUCAUCCAGAAAGCAAAUGGAGGCCAAGAGAGCACCACAGCGAGGCAGAUCUGAGGAGCGCAGACUCAGCUGAAGGUGCAGACAUUUUUCCACUGCACCAACCUUUGGGUCGCUCUCUAAGCGAGGGCUCGAGCGUGAGCUCUCAUUUGACGAGCAUCUCUGACUUUUCACCUUUGAACAUCAGAAACAAACACUGUCAGAGCAGGACACAGCCGCCGGAACAGAAUCUGCAGCCCAUCCAAAAUCUGCUCAUUUCCCAUAACGAGAGUUUACAGUCAGGAAACCUGAGCUGUGGGCCAAAAAGAGACAGUAAUGAUGAGGAGGGAGAAGGAUGCACUGCCCCCACCCACAGCCCUAAAGGUUUAAGGAGCCCAGAGACAUUACUCACACCGACGGAAAACAAUGGCAGCAAUGUCUUCAGGAAACUGCGGAGGAUCAUGGAGGAGCUGCUGUCCACAGAGCGGGAGUACGUGAAGGCUCUGGGUUAUGUUCGAGAGCACUACUUCCCCGAGCUGGAGAGGACUGACGUCCCUCAGGACCUCAGGGGCCAGAGGGGGAGCAUCUUCGGUAACUUAGAAAAACUCCACGACUUCCACCGCCAUCAUUUCCUGAAUGAGUUGGAGAGCUGCAUGAACGAACCCUUCAGAGUGGGACGCUGCUUCCUGCGACAUAGAGAGAGCUUUGCUUUGUAUGCCCUUUACAGCAAGAACAAACCGCAGUCUGAUAGUCUUCUCAUCAAUCAUGGACAGGCUUUCUUCAAGCAAAAGCAGCUGAAGCUGGGGGAUAAGAUGGAUCUGUGGUCGUACCUGCUGAAGCCUGUGCAGCGGAUCAGCAAGUACAGCCUGCUGCUGCAGGACAUGAUGAGGGAGUGUGGCCCGGGACAAACCAGAGAGAUGGCUGAGGUCAAGGCCGCCCUGGAGGUCAUCCACUUCCAGCUCCGCCACGGCAACAACCUGCUGGCCAUGGACGCCAUCCACCACUGUGACGUAAAUCUGAAGGAGCAGGGCCAGCUGAUACGCCAGGAUGAGUUCUUGGUAACAUUCAGGAAGAAAAAAUGUUUCCGCCACAUUUUCCUCUUUCAAGAACUCAUCCUCUUCAGCAAGACCAGGAAGACGGACGUAGGAAAUGACACAUAUGUCUACAAACAGUCAUUCAAGACGUCAGAUAUAGGCCUGACCCAAAACAGCGGUGACAGUGGCCUGUGUUUUGAGAUCUGGUUCAGAAAGAGGAAAACCCAGGACACAUACACACUUCAAGCAGUUAGCCGGGAGGUGAAGGACGCCUGGACCAAGGACCUGGAGCGGAUCCUGUGGGAGCAGGCAGCACACAACAGAGAGGUCCGUAUGCAGGAGAGAGUGUUCAUGGGUAUUGGAAACAAGCCUUUCAUGGACAUCCAGCCCAGCGAUGCAGCGAUCAGUGACAGAGCCGUCAACUAUGUGCUGAUGGGAAGAGAAAACAAGAUACUGCCCUCGGCGGGAUCACAUGGUUUACAGGACGCCCUUCCUGGGGGGCGGCCAAAAUCCCUCGGUUCAGGCAGCAGCUCAUCUUCCUCCUCGUCCUCUGGAAGGGGUUCUCUGUCCCCUGUGGGAUACCUGUUGGGGCCAAAGCAGAGGGUGGCUUCGGGGGGCCUUGGAGGAUACGUAUCAUCUCCUGGAGCUCUUGAGGAGGAUGAUCUGGACCACGAGAGUGGGAGUCAGAACUUGCUGUUGGACAGCUCCGAGUCGUCAGGAGAGAGUGUGAGUGGUUUCAGCAGUUCCAGUCACAGCUACCACUCUGCUAUUGGAGGCGAGGCGGAGGACGCCUCCUCGGUCUGUGCCUCCACGAUCACAUUGAAGGAGGCAGCGGUCGCUCGGGGAGCUGAAGCCUCUCCGGUCUUCCACAAACCAAAUGCUCUGUCAGAAAAAACCCGACCACCAGUUGCACCCAAGCCCAAGCCCAAACCACAAGAUCUGCCCUGUGUCAAGGUUCAGAACACCAGUGUUAGAAAAUCCACUGAGGUUUGACCUGUGCGAUACGGUACAAGAUCUGUAGGCAACCCGAGGAAAGAAGCGCUGAAGACAAAACCGUUUAAACAGACAUCCUUUUACACCAGCUGUAACUGUAAUGCAUUACUCUGUAAAUAGAGCUUGUUUUUUAAUCUCACCACUAAAACAAUAGGUCAGAGAAGCGUCUAUCAGUGUACUGUAUUAUGAACUUAAACAGUGAUUCAUUUUGAAGUGCAUGUCUGACAUGGCUUUGCAUAGUGUUCUGUAAAUUGGUUUAGUGUCAUAGCUCAUUCAAAGGAUCAUAGAUUUGCUACUGUACUAUCUUUGAGCCUGUGCUUACCUGUUGUUCAUAACAUAACGCUAAAUCUACAGUAGUCAAAGAAUGUGGCUACAUAAUCCUGGUGAAAUCAGAUGUGCACACUUUCAUAAGCAUCCCAGAGGACUUUAAUGAACUCAACUCAAUAUCAAAAGCAGUAAAUGCCAUAAUACCAUCUUUUGCAUCUACAUGUAUUGCCUUUUGUACAAAUUUAUCCAACUUAAUUACAACGUGUGUCUUACUUAUUUCCUCUGAAAAUGAAACACAUGCACUCUGUCCUUUCUUUUCAUUAACAGUGUUGUAUAAACUAAUAUGAAGAUAUUGAUCUAUGUAACAGUUGUAUGGCUUUCUAUUUGAAAUACAGCAUAUUUGCAGUGAUGAUGAA